AUUGUGUGGGCGUAAACGAUAUUGCAUUACAGUACAAUGAUUCACGCCAUCUCUCAGUCUAACAGCGACAAUGAUAUCGAGAGCAUUAAUUUUUACAUGUGUUUUUAAUUUGGCGAGGAACGAAGAUUCCCCAUUUUCUAGAAAGACUUUAGAAGAGUCAUGGGAAGAACAAUUGAUGAAGGAUUUAAAAUCAAGGGACGUAUCCCAAUAUGCUCCUAAUGUAACCACAGAUAUAAAUUUACAUUAUUUUCUAAAACAUUUCACAAUGGGUGAGGAUGAGACGACUUUCACUGCUUUUAGCUGGUUGAUUCUAUCAUGGAACGACUACAGAUUGAAAUGGAAAGAGGAGGAUUACUAUGGUAUAACUGAAGUAAUUUUUAGUCGCUUUACCAAAUUUUGGCAACCAACGUUGCUUUUGCUGAACGAAGAAGUAGAUAUGCAAGAAUAUGCUAUACCGUUUGGAAUGUGCAGGUUGAACAAGGAUGGAGAUAUUUUUUGUAUACCAAGGGUGCUCCACAAAGCGCCGUGCCACACAAAAUUGACAAACUGGCCUUAUGAUGUGCAAUCGUGUGCUGUUCAAAUGGGUCUUUUCACAAUUGCCGGAAACAUAAAUAUUGUACAAGUGAAAAAGAUUGUAACACUUUUCGGUGCAGAAUAUGGAGGUGAAUGGACUAUAGUUAAUUACACUGAACAGUAUAAGUCUGUGGUAAGUCCUGUGAGGCAUUCUGAUAUGGGAUCACAGUUAGAUGUGACAUUUUUGUUAGCAAGAGAAGGAGAAGGCUUAGGCGCCAUUGUUGUAGUGCCAACAUUUCUUUUGACAAUAUUAACACUGUGUAGCUUUCUGUUGAACGUGAAAGAUAAUUUCCGAUUAGGGAUAAUAUGUUUUAAUUUAUUGUGUCACUUUUUAUUUUUAACGGAGCUAAGCGAUUUGAUACCGAAGCAUAGUGAGGAUUCGCCAACAAUUUUGUUUUAUCUGCGUGAUUCUGUUAUGAUUAACAUUUUGCUGGUAAUAUUUACGAUGUUUUUGAUUGAAUUGCGCAAGAAAACUGUUCCGACGCCAUCUUGGAUUAGUAUUAUUAAUGGAAUUGUGUUGAAAGGUGGAGGAAGGUUUCUUAUUUGGCCGCGUUGGCGGGCUGAUCGAGAUGCGUCAGAUGAAAUUCAGGUCAUUUCAAAUCAGUGGGCAGAUUUUUCAGACAUAUUGAAUAGUUUUGGUCUCUUUCUAGUCAUACUUCUGUAUUCGUUCUACGUUUGCGCGUACAUCCCACGCCCAACAUCUAACUAUGAAUUUUGAAAAUGGUCCCAAAAUUAUAGUGCAAUUUAAUUCAGAAUUGUAAGUAGAUUUCAAUAAAUAUUUAU
Plodia interpunctella (Indianmeal moth) is the source of this 1356-nucleotide messenger RNA. Its product is annotated as neuronal acetylcholine receptor subunit alpha-3-like. Gene Ontology annotation, biological process: nervous system process; chemical synaptic transmission; regulation of membrane potential. Gene Ontology annotation, molecular function: transmembrane signaling receptor activity; excitatory extracellular ligand-gated monoatomic ion channel activity; transmitter-gated monoatomic ion channel activity involved in regulation of postsynaptic membrane potential. NCBI's taxonomy places the organism in Eukaryota, Metazoa, Arthropoda, Insecta, Lepidoptera, Pyralidae. Gene Ontology annotation, cellular component: plasma membrane; neuron projection; synapse. The transcript has a single exon. The coding region runs from base 71 to 1291 and encodes 406 amino acids. The record is from RefSeq and is a predicted model, not a curated record.